Haliotis rubra (blacklip abalone) is the source of this 3328-nucleotide messenger RNA. RefSeq lists its product as uncharacterized. The record is from RefSeq and is a predicted model, not a curated record. The transcript has 7 exons. NCBI's taxonomy places the organism in Eukaryota, Metazoa, Mollusca, Gastropoda, Lepetellida, Haliotidae. Bases 137 to 3229 code for a protein of 1030 amino acids.
GUUCGCCUUGAUUUAACGAGCGAGCGUGGUGUGGCGGUAGGAUGUAAACAUUGCCAGUGUGUAGGGAGAGGGAUAUGGCCGGGAGUAGUGGACACGUGGGUCAGCUGGCUGGACAUACUGGAUACCUAGUGACAUCAUGACAGAAUAUAUCGGCAAGGACGAGCACACCCUGCGUUCUCUUUUGGAUGCUUGUACCAGUUUUGAAGAGAGGAGAAAGAUACGAGCUGCCAUUCGCCAGCUGAAAGAUGACGGAGUUAAAUCUCACAGUUUCUCGGUCAAACCCUCUGUCUCCAGCUCAUUAGACAAUAAGGAGGCCUAUACUGGCACAGUACGACCAAGCCCAAGUCUUCAGAGGACUUCCAGUGAUGGCUACAGUAGAGUUUCUCGACCCAGGAGCUUUCACUACGGUGUCUCUCCAAGUGACGGUGCAUCUAGAUCAAGCAAUGGAUAUUCUUGGACACCAGCAGGCAGUAGCAAUGAAGUGCCUAGGCAUGGUGGAUGCUGGUCAAGUUCAGAGGAGAGGAACAGUGUGGACAGAUGCAGGUCUGGGUACACCCCUGUAGGCACAACUAACACUAGAACAGAGACUCUGCACCAGAAUAGUUAUCAUUCAUCUCCCUCUAAUGGCACCAGUGAGUCCCGAUCCAAUGUUGUGUCUCCAGAUAAUGACAGUGUAUCUCAACUCAGGAGCACCCGUCUCUCUUCAUCUCACAGCAAUGUGUGCCCAAGCAGUGUAGUCAGUCCGUCCACCGGCCAUGUAUCUAGUCACAACCCAAGGGUGGAGUUGCGUCACCCAAUCAUCAAAGCAGGGCAUGACAAGCAUAGUAAUGUCAGCAGAAGUCUUGUCAAUAUCCGCGAGUCAAUAAACUCUAUGGCUUUGAGAAAGAAUGUUUUAAAUGUCCGUCCAACCCAUCCACAGACUUCAAGCAGUGUUGAAUUCAGGAACGUUGUUUCUACCUCUGUCACCAACCUCACAUCAACGGCAGAGGAGUCAGCAACCUCUCUCCAGGAGAGGUAUGUAAGCAGUGCUGAUACCAGUACCAGGUCAGUGUCUCUCAGUUCGGAGAACCUCACCAGAACCAGUGACGCCGAUGUCCCUCGGUGGCGGAGUGCCUCCUACACCUCACUACAAAGGGCAGAUAACAGCAUGAAGGAGGAGCCCCCUGCAAGUGGUCUGGGGAUCCAUGACUCGGUUAUAGACAACUGCAAAUCUGAGGAUUACCUGCAGUUCCUGUUGCUGAGAUCCUCCGAAUUUGUGGAGAGACGAAAAAUUAGAACCAGGAUAAGAGAGCUUCGUGAAAGCAGAGAAGACAUUGGCCUAGUUGAGGAAGGUGAUUUGAAGAAGAGCAACUCCGAUGACAGCAAACAUAAACGUAGUAACCGUGGCCUUUCCCCAAGGGGAACAACCUCCACUAGUGUACCUAGAGACAGCGGUACUGGUGGAGCCAAACUACACCUGGACUAUGACCAGAUAGAAACACUGGAGGAAUUCAAAACAUUGCUCGCGGUCACAGAAGAUUUUGAAGAGAAGAGGAAAAUCAGGAAUUCUAUGCGUCAGCUUCGAAGACGGUUGGAAUUAGAUUUAGAAAAGAAAGUCAAGUUGUCUGCUGGGAAUAGGUUGUCGAAGGCCGAGAACAGCCGACGACGCCAGUCUGAGGACAUCCCACUGCACAGGCCACAGAGUGUGAAGCAGACAGACUCCAGAAGACUGUCACACGAUGCCGCCAGGAGUAAGUUCAGUAAUGGCCAGGACCAGCGAAAGGACAGCACAGUGAAACAUGUUCAUUUGACACGGACUGAGUGCGACUCAAAAGUCAGAGCAAACUACCCAACAGUGGAGAUCCAGUUCUCCACAGAGCAGCUGCGACAGAGAGUGAGUCCGGAGGGCAGAAGGUCAGGAGACAGCUCAGACAAGGCUGACAAGACAAGGACAUCCUCUUCAGUCUGUACAAGUGUGCCCAAAAAGGCUGUCAAAACAUCUUCUGGGGUAGAGGAAGAAGACUUUCUUGCCAAGAUUAAAGCUAGGCUUAGUAAUCGAGAGAAAGAACACAGUCAGUCCAUAACCCCAGGGUCACAGAAAAGCAAAGACAGUAUUGAGAAUACUGACAAGGGACAUACAGCCAGCUCCGGAUCCUGCCCAUCACAUGUUACGGACAGGAAGGGUAAUCUCAGUACAACAGCAGAUGUACCAGCAAACACCAAGAAGGUUAGUGUAAUAGGCAAAGGCAAAUUGUUGACAUCUUCAAACACUGGACAGUCAGAGACUUCUGAUGUAAAGAAAGGCAAAAGUCAGCCAUUGAAAGCUGAUAAGUCUAAUCUAAUCAUUGACAGAAGGAAGGAACCAACACUGAAAUCAAGUUUAACAGUGAAACUAAACUCAGGAGCAUCUAGAGGUUUGGAUGCAAAGGACAAAGUUAGCGUCGGCAGGGGAACAGAUUGUAAGAAAAGAGUCCUCCCACAUGUUGACAAACUCAAGUCCAAGGCUGGAAGCGUUGCAGUGAAGACUGACAGUGAUCAAAGAACUGUGUUUGAUCGACUCUCCCAGGGUAAAGACAGCUCUAAUACUGUACCCAGUAAACACAAGGGUAAUAUUGUGUUGAACCGCUCUACUGUUUCCCCAGUUACGUCUGUGUCUGUGAAAACUAUAGCGACUGAAGGUAGCAACCCGGCGCCUAAAGACAAAACAGGCCAACUAGUGAGUGUUUCUACCUCUCCACCCGUCAGUGGCAGCAGCAGCAGCAGCAGCACUAAACACUUGCCAACUACCUCAUCCUCUGCCAAUGAGAAGGAUUCAGGCAGAGAUCACAAGUUCAGUGCCUCAACAGAUCAAUGUGCCAAACAGACCAAUGACUCAAACAAUGUUGAGUGUUUUGUGGUGAAAUCAGACAAUUGUGCAGACAAGUAUGUGUUUAAGGUUGACCUGAAACCUAAAUCAAAAGGACUGAGUCGGUCCCAUAGUGAUGUUGUUCCACAAACUCGAAGCUGGUUAAAAAAACCCAGUCAGGCAGACUGCAAGCCUUUGAAAAGUUUUGAAAAUAGGUCUGAUAUGGAGAAAGCCUUCAUGGAUAUGCUAGACGAUAUCGACCAUGUGAGCACAGCCUCUGAUACUAAACUGUCGGAUGUAGAAGUCAGUGAUGAUGACACUGACCAAGUGACCAGCAUGACCAGCUGUAUACAGACAAUAGCUGAGACUACUGGCACUGAGAGAGAUGGCUACACAGGUGGCUAGUGUUGACCAACAUGUGGAGCAGAGUAAAUCAUGGAUACUGUUGCGGAACGUCAAGGAAGACCUGAGUGCAAUAAAGUUUAUAGACGAGAAUGACAACAG